Messenger RNA from Amorphotheca resinae ATCC 22711, 746 nucleotides. RefSeq lists its product as hypothetical. The transcript has a single exon. The record is from RefSeq and is a predicted model, not a curated record. Lineage: Eukaryota; Fungi; Ascomycota; Leotiomycetes; Helotiales; Amorphothecaceae. The coding region runs from base 97 to 675 and encodes 192 amino acids.
GGUCGGAUUUGAGGGGGAGGUGCUCAGGUGAAGAGAGCGAGGGCGGGAUGGGAUUAAAGGAAUUAGAUGACCGGGAGCACCGAUCAAUGAGUACGUAUGAAGGGGCGUGAGAAGAUUAUUGCUGCAACAGAAGUAGAGAGAAGAGGAGCUCAGAGGGUUGAGCCAGAAGGAAGCGGCCAAAGAAAGGCAGCCAGCAGUGAACGACGCCGGGGGGAAAAGCGUGAAGCGUGUAGUGAAAAGCUUUUUGCUCGUGGGGCACGCGAGGGGCGCGUGAGCAGACAAGAACCGGGAAGCCCGAGAAAACGAGACGCGUCGUCGCAGACUGAAGGGGAUCGUUGGCAGGAUAUUACAGAGGGUUGUCUACCGCAAGGAGGUGAAAGCAGAGAAGAGGGAGAGGUGGGUUUGCGAGGGACGAAGAAUCGGAAGUGCGGACGUGGGGGGGGGGGACGACGGAAAGCACGGUCGCUCUGCAAUCAACAAAGAGCGGUGGUGUGGAUGGUUGAAAGGCAAAGACGAAGGGGGGCGGUAGGUAAGAGAGAUGGUGGAAAAGAGUUUGGGUCGGAUUGGGAGUUUUGGUUUGGCUUUGGCCCGGAAAAGAGGCGAGGCGAGAGGCGAGAGAGGCGAGCGAGCGAGCGCGAGGUGGGGACCGAUGGACCGACCGAUGGGGAAUCCUGACGACAGGCUCUUGGGACCGGAGGCCACGGCAAGGAUUGGAUCUGUGGACGAUGGGAGUUCCAGACCAGAGA